CUCUGGCGCGCGCGCUGUCGCCCUGCACGCAGACCGCCUUCGGCCAGGCGACCCCAGCGCAAGGCCGCCCGGAGCUCCCUGAGACUUGGACCCGCUGAGCCGGAGGAGGCGCCGUGGGAGUACUGAUGAAAGGACUUUCAUCUGGGAAGUAGAAGUUGCCUCUGAAUCCCUUUAGGACUCACAGAUGGAUUCAGUGGAAAAGACAACAAAUAGAAGUGAACAAAAAUCAAGAAAGUUUUUAAAAAGCCUCAUCCGGAAACAGCCCCAGGAGCUGCUCCUGGUCAUUGGGACAGGCGUCAGCGCGGCGGUGGCUCCGGGGAUCCCCGCCCUGUGCUCCUGGAGGAGCUGCAUCGAGGCCGUCAUCGAGGCCGCCGAGCAGCUGGAGGUGCUGCACCCCGGGGACGUGGCCGAGUUCCGCAGAAAGGUGACCAAGGACGGGGACCUGCUGGUGGUCGCGCAUGACCUCAUCCGGAAGAUGUCCCCGCGCACGGGCGACGCCAAGCCCAGCUUCUUCCAGGACUGCCUGAUGGAGGUCUUUGACGACCUGGAGCAGCACAUCCAGAACCCGCCGGUGCUGCAGUCCAUCCUGAGCCUGAUGGAGCGGGGCACGCUGGUCCUCACCACCAACUACGACAACCUGCUGGAGCUCUUCGGGCAGCAGCAGGGCAAGCCCAUGGCGUCGCUGGACCUGAAGGACAAGACCAAGGUGCGGGGCGGGCGCCCGUGGUGGGCCUGCGAGGGAGCCCCGUGCUGCGAUGGCGAGACGCACCGAGUCUGUGUGUGCGGCGUUUCCUUGACUGUCGCCCUGGGAGCGUCUCCCUGUCCCGAAGCCGUCUUCAGAAGCGUGGUUUUACAUGGAAUUUCAUACGAGACGAGGUUAUCAUUAUUGUCCUUCAGUGGGCACGGGGGAACAUCAGGUAUGGAGUGCUUCACAUCCACGGCUUAUACACCGACCCCUGCGGGAUGGUGUUGGACCCUUCAGGAUAUAAAGACGUCACUCAAGACCCAGAGGUCAUGGAGGUUCUCCAGAACCUGUACCGCACCAAGUCCUUCCUGUUCAUGGGCUGCGGGGAGACGCUGCGCGACCAGAUCUUCCAGGCCCUCUUCCUGUACUCGGUGCCCAACAAGGUGGAGCUGGAGCACUACAUGCUGGUGCUCAAGGAGAGCGAGGACCAUUUCUUCAAGCAGCAGGCGGACAUGCUGCUGCACGGCAUCAAGGUCGUGUCCUACGGGGACUGCUUCGACUACUUCCCAGGGUACGUGCAGGACCUCGCCGCUCAGAUCUGCAAACAGCGAAGUCCAGAUGCCGAUCGAGUGGACAGCACCACGUUGUUGGGGAAUGCAUGCCAGGACUGUGCAAAGAGGAAGUUAGAAGAAAAUGGAAUUGAAGUUUCAAAGAAACUCAGACAGUCAGACACAGAUGACGCUGGAGGGUCUUGAAAUCUUUAAAACCAAUAAAAGCCGCAACUUGAAAACCAGCCUUCUGUAACCACAGUGCCAUCCCCAACAAGGACGAAUGUUAGAGAACUCCACACAGGCUCUCUCGAUCCUAAACCAUCACAUACCCCGAGAGCUGUGCGGGUAUGUGCCCUCGGAAGCUGGGUGAGGGAGUCCGCCGUGUUGAACUGCUCGCGAGGUGACGCGCACACAGCAGGUAUCCUGUGUGAGGACUGACAAGACAGCUACCUCAGGGACCGAGGCGGUGGGCAGGGACAUACCUGGUAUUUCCCAGCUCCCAUGUGACACGCCUCUGUCAGGCAGUCCUUUUCCUCUAAUAAAAGGGGGAGAGUAAAGACUGUCCAGGCAACAGUAGUUGCCAAAGAGAAUAUAAGACACUAGACACUUAAAUUUUAUAAUUUUUGUGUGGAAACAUGUUACUGUAGAAAAAAAUUGAUGUUUGUUACAUUGUUAACUACUGAAGAACGGAUGGAUACUGGAGGCACUGAGUCAACUAGUGAGGGUGGUGUUUAACGAACGCCUAGAUCUGUGGGGCUUCUUUGGAGUUCUGUAAUCUUAGUCUGUUUUUUAAAGAAGGGCAAAUCUACUUACUACUAAGAAGUGAAGUCUCCAAGAGGCAGAAGGCCUUUUCAAAAGCACAGGGCAGUGUCCAGGUGCGUCAUGUUACAGAUACUGACGAAUCGUAAGUCAAGCACAAGACCAAGUUUUAAACUUUUAAAUACCAACCUCUCCUAGCCUUUAUUCUAUGGGGUAAGGUCCCUUUCUGUUCUUAUCUCUUUAAAAUCCUCUCCCCACGGCCCACAUUCAAGGAUUUGCACAGUGAAGACUUGACAAAGACUUGUCAGAACACUAUAAACGUCAGGGCUCAUGAGGGGCAGACAGCGUGGUAUCUUGUAGGCUGUGUACUUGUGCCCACCGAGUUGCUCUAUGACCCUGGCACCGGCUCUGCGUGGCUUCUGUCUCGAGGCUCCCAUGUUACAGCUCCCCACAGGUUUAGAGAAAGGGAAGAACAGCAAACAGGAACUUGGGAUGUGUAGGGAGUGUGAGAGAAGCCAGAGAGCUCCU
This is a messenger RNA of Budorcas taxicolor (takin), 2523 nucleotides long. RefSeq names its product family with sequence similarity 118 member A (gene SIRAL2). The coding region runs from base 185 to 1372 and encodes 395 amino acids. The transcript has 9 exons. The record is from RefSeq and is a predicted model, not a curated record. NCBI's taxonomy places the organism in Eukaryota, Metazoa, Chordata, Mammalia, Artiodactyla, Bovidae.